UUAUAGCCAGCAACAAACAACAAUACAGCUCUGUAAUGCAGAGGAACUGGGAUAAGUAAUGCACAGUGGAACGCUUGCCAAGCCUAUUAGCCAAACAUUCUGUCUUCCUUCAGAAGUAGCAUAUGUUGGCAAGGGCAGCGCACAUAUGUACAAUGAAAGGCUUUUGAAAGCAAGAGGCCCGGGUGAAGUGCAUUAUAGAGUAACUGAAAACAUAUGCACCAGGUGUAUACAGUGGGCAGGAUACACGUUUGAUGUGGGCAGGCAAAGGUCCACGGAUCAUUGCGCAUGCGUCGUGUAAUUCCUGCGCAUGCGCUGCAGACUGCAGAUCGACGCGACGCUUUCUGCAGAAGAACGGUGAAGAGAGACCAGGGAAUGAGCACAGUUAGCAGCCUGGAGGAAGGGCUCACAAAGCCCAAGGGAGCCGUACUAUUUACCGGUCCUGACGGAGUAGGCAACCACAGAACAACGGUCGCAGAUCCUCGUUACGUGGGGCACGGAUUCACGUCUCCAGAAUCUUCCAGCGACACGCAAUACCUCUACAGAUCAGCUCCGACAUGUCCCCACCCCGCACCCAAGUCAGCCAGAGUGGGAGAGGUGGGCUGGGGUGUGCCUAAACUCACCCACAGCAACGACAAAGUAUUGAAAUCCGGCCACCAGAUACAGUUGAAGGAGUUUCGACAGGCUGUUGAAGACCGACACACCCACCUUUAUCAGAACCCUUAUUACCCUCCGCCCCCUCCCUCCUCCACUGUUGCCACGGAGACUACAUCAUCAAGGCCAAGGGCCGUCGAAGGACUGGAAGCAGACAGCAAGAAGUCUGUUACAGAGACCAGUGCCCAUUCAGGGAGCACCGGCACUGUCGAGAAAGAACAGCAAGGGUGAAAAAACCAAAAGCGAGGAAGAACAGUCAAACAUGGCGUCAUUGUAUUGCCAUUCACAAUAAUUAUUAUAUGACAUAAUGACAGCCGGUGUUGCGGUACACGUGCAGCUGCCAGACCCUAUUUAAAGCCCACCACUAAUUAAUACACAUGAUGUACUGUACUCUUGGCAAUACAGUCUCUAGCGGCUAAUAAUUUGACAAGUGUCAAGACUCGAAAUCGAGGGCGAGGCCGAAUUUGUGGCCCCCGGCUUGGACGUUUCUUCCCUCCAACAUUCCGGAGAGUGUCAGCUUUACUCCGGAGCGGAGGUCCUGUGCAUAGCUCACACCGAUCUGGCCCUGGUUGUUCACCUUGGUCUUCAUGACUGCGCCGUCGUCCAUGACGUACUUUCCGGCCAGCCCGAGUGAGACGUUGCUUGUCUGCCAGUUGUACGUCGUCAGGAGACCCACCUCCGUCUUAUCGCUGACCUGGGGAAGAAAGACAGAAAUUUUUUCGGGGGGAGACACAUGGAAAUGUUUUCGGCUGAUUGGUAAUCCUAGGAUAUGCCACCAACAGGUCAGAAGCAAGAUUUUGUAUUAGUGAGCUGUCCUUAUUGCAUGCAAAAACUGUUCGUGAGGAAGAAACGGUGUCCUUAUUGGAUAAGUGCCAUUCCUCUUUAUUUUAGCAUAAUAAUGUACUGCGAUCAUCAUUCAACGACAGAUAGUUUUUUGGAUGAAGGAAAUAUAGCUACAUACAGACCUUGUGGUGAACUGAGGUAGUGCAGUCUGCUGCAUUCAUUCUGUGCAGGGUAGAGACGAGAGAGAAUGGUAAACCCC
Molecule: messenger RNA, 1693 nt
Organism: Geodia barretti
Lineage: Eukaryota; Metazoa; Porifera; Demospongiae; Tetractinellida; Geodiidae
Source: the annotation of a GenBank genome assembly